Messenger RNA from Lactuca saligna, 910 nucleotides. Lineage: Eukaryota; Viridiplantae; Streptophyta; Magnoliopsida; Asterales; Asteraceae. The record is from the annotation of a GenBank genome assembly.
CAUAUUUUCAAUCGCCGAUCUCAUUCCUCAUUCCACAAACGGUUUAUCUCGAUCGUCUUCAUCAUCGUUUGACUUGCUUUGUUUGUUCACUGCUGCUCCGUUAACCGGUCGAUUUUUCUCGAUCGUCUUCAUCCCUACCAGGUAACAUUCUUCUCUCUUCAUUCCUCAUUUGUUUAUGUUUCUCGAUUUUUCUCUUUAGCACGUUAAAUCCGCAAAGAAUUGGAUGAAGCUGCACAGGGAUUCAGAGGUCUUACGAUUAUUUCCCCUCUCCAAUCCCUCUGUGACAAUUCGUCGAACACCUUCCGACUGUUCGUGAACAUUAUUAACUUCAUCAUCAAUUUGAUCAUCCCCUGUAGGAGGCAAUUCCGGUCCGAUAAUCUGCAUGAGGUAUAUACUGGAUAACAAGUUUCACCUAACAACAUUUCUUGAAGAUGACACCAAAUCUAAUGGAUAUUCUUCAAAAGAAUUGCCAUGGCUUCUUGAUAUAGUUAAAGAUUUUGUUCUUCCUGUUGGCUUCCCUGGUUUGUUCCUUUUUCAUUUUCACCUCAUAUGGCAUGUCAAUCUAACUCAAGCCAGUACUUCUGAUUGGGCAGUUGGUUUAGACUAUUCUUCUGGAACCACAGCUGCAGCUUCUGCUGCUGCCAUCAGAUGGAUGUCAAAAGAUGGAAUUGGUGCCAUUGGACGUUUUUUCAUUGGUGAAAGAUUUGGAAAUCUUUUGAUGAUGAUCCAAAACAAUGGCGCAUGUACUUCAUUGGAAGUGCUGGAAGCAUCUUUGAUCUCACUACACCUCUCUAUCCUGCAUAUGUGUUUUAAUGUGAUAUGCAGCAUCUUUGAUCUCACUACGCCUCUCAAUCCUGCAUAUUUCCUCCCAAUAGCAUCUUUAGGGAAUCUUGCAAAGAUAUUCAUUUGA